GAGGGUCCCGGGGGGAGGGUCCCGGCGCCUGACGGUGCCCCGAGGCGGGGCGAUGAUGCGAGGCCGCCGCCUCCGCGCUGCCUGCGGCCGAGGAGGGAGCAGUGGGACGAGGCGCGGGGUUGCUGCCGCCGCCGCCUCCGGAGCAGCGAGAGCCGCCUGCGGAGCGCGGGGUGCCCGGCCCGGGCCGCCCGUGCUGGUUGAAGUACUUGUGAAAAUUGCUCACCUGCAGGAAACAUGAGGUCACAGUACAUCACAGCGCCCACAGUCACUGUCCUUCUGUUCCUGCUGUGGAUCCCAUCAUCAACAGGCUGCAACAAGGCUCUGUGUGCCAGCGACGUCAGCAAAUGCCUGAUACAGGAGCUGUGUCAGUGCCGCCCUGGGGAAGGGAACUGUUCCUGCUGUAAGGAGUGUAUGCUCUGCCUGGGCACACUUUGGGAUGAGUGCUGUGACUGUGUGGGUAUGUGCAAUCCUCGCAAUUACAGUGACACACCUCCAACAUCCAAGAGCACUGUUGAGGAGUUGCAUGAACCAAUUCCUUCCCUUUUCCGGGCACUGACAGAAGGGGAUACUCAGCUGAAUUGGAAUAUUGUUUCCUUCCCUGUGGCAGAAGAACUGUCACACCAUGAGAACCUCGUCUCCUUUUUAGAAACAGUGAACCAGCCACAGCAUCAGAACGUCUCUGUUCCAAACAACAAUGUCCACACACCUUACUCCAGUGACAAAGAACACAUGUGUACUGUGGUGUACUUUGAUGACUGCAUGUCAAUACAUCAGUGCAAGAUCUCUUGCGAGUCCAUGGGAGCUUCCAAAUACCGAUGGUUUCACAACGCCUGCUGUGAGUGCAUUGGGCCAGAAUGCAUCGACUAUGGCAGUAAAACUGUCAAAUGUAUGAACUGCAUGUUCUGAAGCAGGGAAAUUGGAAUAUAGCAAUACUGAGGCCAAAGUAAUCUCUCUCAGUUAAAGAGACUGGGAUUGCAAAUUCUGCAUUUUGGUGGAGUGCCUGCUGGUUGCAAUUAAAUGUACCUGGUUGAAAAGAGGAUGUAUAAAAUCAGAGAACUUUUUCCUUUUUUUUCUUUGUUUUCUUUUUUUUUAAUUCAUAUAAGCAAGGCUAACUAGUAAAUGUUUAAACACUAUGUUUUAAACUUGUUUUUCUCUGUUUCUGCUCAAAUGGUACAGUCAUGCUCAUCAUUACUGUUCUGAUUGUUUUCCUUUGAUUUGAAAGUAUUGUCUAUACUGGUUUUCAGAACAUAGUACUCUAUCUUGUAGUUUAGAGUAGGGAAACUUUUAGAAUACGGUGAUGAGACUUUCAUUAUCUAAAUUCAACAAAUAAAUAAAUGGCUGCUAGGUUGGAGGGAGGGUGGAUGUUGUUUAGGGGCUGGGUUUUUUGGGAUUGGGUUUCUGGUUUUGUUUUUUAACUUUAUUACCUUCCAGUUUUUAAGGUUAGCUUUUAUUGUGGAAGUGAUAUUUGGAGGAAAAUUAAAAUUCGUGCUUUCUCUUCAAGUUCAAAGAAUGGGCUGUCAUGGAUAAAAUCCUAACUUCUUAGAAGGGCUGCCCAGCAAAACACCAUGUGUGGGAUACUUUUCCUCCAAGUUUGAUGUGCCCUGCUCUCUUUUCAUUGGGGCCUAUGAUGCAUAAUUUAUGUGUUACACAAAUUAAUCUUUUCAGUCUUCUCUUAGAUCCCAAAAUAAAGCUGGUAAGUGCCAUUGCAUUUCCCACCGGUUGCACUGUUCUCUAGGGCUGUUACACCCUGAACAUUUAGUCCAGUAAAGGAAACAUGAAAGGCUAUGAUGGAUUUAAUGACUAAAAGAAUAAAGAAUGAAAUGACAGGAACAAGCAAGUGGUACAGGUCUACCAGCUGGGCAGCUGGCAGCAAGAAUGUUCCCAUUUAGUAAUUUCCUGUGAAUAUUUAUUCCAAAACAUUUUUAUUAUUAAUUAAUUUCUUCUUCUUUUCCCCACAAAUUUUUGUCAGUGAAGAAGGGAAUAUGUGUCUGCAAAGGCAAAGUUAAAGUGCUCUGAUUAUAGAACAUUGUGCAUUUUUCUAAGUAAGAGUUUUUAUAUGUUGACAGUUACAUAGCAGUUACUAUGACCGAUUUAAGGUGUCCACUGAUAAUGGUACUAAGUACAAGAAUAAAGGGUAUGAGUAGUUAAUGAUCAGCUUUUUGUAUUUAUAAUAAUGUAGGUUUUAACUCCUUCAAUUUUUUAUGCAUAUAUGCAUAUGCAAACACAAAAAGGAACUAUUGACUAUUCAUUUUUCUCUCAUUAACCUCAGCUAGAGGGAUUAAACUGUUUUCUAGUUACACCUGUCUAUCUGUACCAUGUACACAUGAAAGCAGUCAUAUUACAUUUAUUUUGUUGAAAAAUUUUCCUGAAUGUUUUUUUCAAUUUUUUUUCAUGAUACAGUUCUUUCAAUAGGAUGGAAUAAUAAUAAUAAUGAUGAUGAUAAUAAUAAAAGAAAAAUCUACUCUCGUUAAAUAAUGUUACUUUCUUCAGUGUCUUUUUCAGCUAUAAAGAUGUACUUGAAAGAUGAAUGUUAUUGUUUUGAACUAGUGGAUUAUGGAAUGUCUUCAUACUUUAAAGUUACAGUUAAGUGAUAAAAGAUCAUAGACAAAAAUAGAAAAACAGCUUAUAAUGGAGGAGUUGUUCUUCCUAUACUUUUACAAUUCAUGUUAUAUUUUUUUCUGCUAUAUUUUUUUCUUAAAAUGAAUGGAGAGGCAGAAUAUGUUAAGAGUAACUGUGACUGUUUGUAGCUGGAGGGUGAUGCAUCCGUGUUCCUGACCCAGACAGGAGACAUGUAGCAAUCAAGCAAGCAGGGGGUCAUUAGCAUGCUUCGGAUUUUUGCAGUCUUAAAUUAUUGGAAAGAUGAGGGUAGCUCAGAAUCCUCUUGGGGGAGGAAGAGGGCUGAUGUUUCUGGUCAGGCACCUGCUGCCCCAUGGAUCUGUGACACUGUCUCCACUUACAUCCUCAGAAUUUUGCUGUGAGGUCAAAUCAAGUGGGGGCGGGAGGGAUGGGGGAGCGACCUAACAGGUGUCCCAGGAAAUGCUGGGGGGAAUGGCAUAAAAAUGUAAACACAGUUCUCUGUAGUGGCCUGAGAGAAGGUAGUGCACACCUUCUGGGGCUUGCCUUACUUUUUGUAAUUCCUGAUGCUGUCUAGAGUUUGCUGAAAGUGGUGUGUGUACACAAAUGUCAUGCAGCAACACCCAGUGUAUUUUAUGAUGAUGAGUGCUUUUAAGAGGUAUUUUAAUAAAAAGACAUUACUGGUU
Messenger RNA from Camarhynchus parvulus, 3260 nucleotides. RefSeq names its product twisted gastrulation BMP signaling modulator 1 (gene TWSG1). The transcript is spliced from 5 exons. Gene Ontology annotation, biological process: regulation of BMP signaling pathway. Lineage: Eukaryota; Metazoa; Chordata; Aves; Passeriformes; Thraupidae. The coding region runs from base 235 to 906 and encodes 223 amino acids. The record is from RefSeq and is a predicted model, not a curated record.